Molecule: messenger RNA, 1541 nt
Organism: Drosophila erecta
Lineage: Eukaryota; Metazoa; Arthropoda; Insecta; Diptera; Drosophilidae
Gene: FucTB
Product: alpha-(1,3)-fucosyltransferase B
Exons: 4
Coding region: 137-1471 (444 amino acids)
Cellular component (GO): Golgi membrane
Molecular function (GO): alpha-(1->3)-fucosyltransferase activity
Source: RefSeq, a predicted model, not a curated record
UGCAACACUGCGGCUGGGCAAAAAUCAGCUGACGACUGACAGUCGAAUUUGGGCCGCUCGAGCGAAAUUUGAAUCUUUUCGAAGGGGUGCACGAAUAAUAUAGAUCAUCUAGCCAGUGAGAACUUCAAGGACAAUCAUGCGACUGGCACGACGUUACGGGAUUGCGCUGGUUGCGCUGCUCCUGGUUUGGGCGACCGUUUUGUUCUUCUGCUCUGAAAAAAUCAUAAACUACGACAACACCAAGUCCAGAAGUCCUGUGGAGCUCGUCUGGUGGUCCAAGCACAUGUCCUGGAACUACGACGAGCAACGCCAGUGCGGGAUUCACACUUGCCGCAUCUCCAACAAGCGCAGCCGCCUUCCGAUGGCCCGGGGCGUAUUGUUUUACGGCUCAAAUAUAAAGCCUGGAGACUUUCCCCUGCCCCGGAUUAAGCACCAAAUUUGGGCCCUGCUACAUGAAGAGUCACCCAGGAACACACCGCUUAUAUCCAAUGAUGAGUUCCUUCGCCACUUUCACUUCACUUCCACGUUUAGCCGCUACAGCAACUUUCCCCUGACUACGCAGUACUUGCCCAGUGGCGAGGCGCUCACCUCGAAGGAUUACUACGUUCCGUUCAGCGGCAAGUCCAAUUUCGGAUACCGUCCAGUCACAUCGGUGGUGUUCCUUCAAAGCGACUGCGACACGAUGUCUGGAAGGGAGGACUACGUAAAGGAACUGAUGAAGCAUGUACCGAUCGAUUCCUUCGGCAGCUGCCUGCGGAACAGAGAUCUGCCAGAGAGCUUGCAGAAGGAUUACUUGAAUAAUCUCUAUUCACCGGAGUUGUUGCGUUUCCUGUCUGAGUACAAGUUCAUGAUUGCCAUUGAAAACGCUGCCUGUCCCGAUUAUAUAACCGAAAAGUUCUGGCGUCCUCUGAUAAUGGGAGUAAUUCCAAUUUACUUUGGCUCACCCACAAUAAAAGACUGGCAACCGAAUAGUAAAUCUGCAAUUUUUGUAAACGACUUUCACAAUCCUCAGGAAUUGGUGAAAUAUCUGAAUAAGUUGGCGGGUAACCAACAGCUGUACGAUUCGUAUCGCCAACACAAACUAAAUCUCCGCAACCCCAUUUCCAACCAAAAUCUGCUCCACAAUCUCGUGACGCGCCAGUACCACAUAGGCGAUUCUUCUUCAGGAGCCUCGCUCUUUGAAAAGUUUGAGUGUGCCGUGUGUUACCAUGUCAUCAAUACUGCCAGGAACGUGAAGGCCGACUCGCGCCAUUACAACUGUCCCCUGGAACCGGUGUACGCUCAGCUGGAGGGUCAGGAAAUUCCUCAGAAUGUCGCCGAUUGGCGAUCCAUGAUGGAGGUGGGCCAGUGCCAAGCAAAGUUACUUGAUGAGUUCUUUCGCCGUAACCUCAGCUUCACUGAUGCUGAGUUUGAUGCUGAGCUUAAUCGGAGGAUGGAGGCAAACAGUUGCAAUAAUAGUUCCAAUACUUAGUUCGAUAAAUACGUGCUCAGGCUGUAAUCAUACAGACUUUACCAUGUGAUAAUAAAUUUACAUAAAGCUA